Molecule: messenger RNA, 875 nt
Organism: Lasiosphaeria miniovina
Lineage: Eukaryota; Fungi; Ascomycota; Sordariomycetes; Sordariales; Lasiosphaeriaceae
Exons: 1
Coding region: 497-775 (92 amino acids)
Source: RefSeq, a predicted model, not a curated record
GGUGUAUCCUAUCUCGGCCUGGCAUAUAUUGGAGAGCACUACGUCUUCCAGCGGCUAGCACGUCUGAUCGGCCACGCCAAGCAGUCUUUCACCAAGCAGUCCAAAAACAGGAAGCAGCACAAGGUCAUUCGAGAGCAAAUGUUGUUUUAAAAUAGAGUCGUUGUUACGCAUCUACCCGGAUAUACCCCCCAAGACGGGUUGAUUUGGCUUCUCUACUGGGCUUGCAUAGAAGCGAACUGGCGAAUAGGAUUAGGCAUAUGUAUAUUUGCGCUUCUUGAUUGGAUAGGAAGAAAACCCAAUGCUUCAUAAUAUGCAUAUUGCGUUAUGGAGAGCGGCGUGAAUCAGUAUGCCUAGCAGCUUCAACUCUGCCUCGCUGCCUUGGUUCUCAUGCAAGGUUAAUCAGAGUCCUGGUGAGCGGUAAAGAGAUGAAAGCCUACGAAUCUAUGGCGCUGGGAUCAAUAUCUAUGCGGGCUUUCUUGGCUAUGUUGCAGGUGAUAUGUUUGCAGUGAGGAAGUUGCAUUUGAGACGCCUUAGCAUGGUGUACACUACCUUUCCCAUUCGGUCGUGUUUGGUUUCUUGGCCCCUUUCAUUGUUUGUCUGUGCCCCUUUCUAUGUGUGUCACGUCAUAGCUUACUACAUUACAAGGGCUCCGCCUAACCCCUCUCCAAUCUGGCUGGGAGAAUGCUGCUACCCUGGAGCUGGCUUUGGAUUUCAUGACUUUUCAUUGCUCAUUGCAGUGAACCAUGGGUGGUACCGUACCCUAGCCAGAUUGUAGAACUAGGCGGCCCUUUAAUCCAACUGCCUACUUGCCUAUCUACCUGACUUAACUGUGUUCAUUUUAGUGUGUGUGUGAUGGGUAUAAGCCGUUUCAUUUG